Lucilia cuprina (Australian sheep blowfly) is the source of this 2220-nucleotide messenger RNA. It is a transcript of the gene nerfin-1, whose product is annotated as zinc finger and SCAN domain-containing protein 12. Gene Ontology annotation, biological process: neuron differentiation; negative regulation of transcription by RNA polymerase II; regulation of cell cycle process. Gene Ontology annotation, cellular component: nucleus; transcription repressor complex. The coding region runs from base 385 to 1971 and encodes 528 amino acids. NCBI's taxonomy places the organism in Eukaryota, Metazoa, Arthropoda, Insecta, Diptera, Calliphoridae. Gene Ontology annotation, molecular function: RNA polymerase II cis-regulatory region sequence-specific DNA binding; DNA-binding transcription repressor activity, RNA polymerase II-specific. The record is from RefSeq and is a predicted model, not a curated record. The transcript has a single exon.
AACAAAAACGUCGCAUAGAGCACAACGAACGAGCACAAAAUAAUAAAAAUCUUUUUUUGUUUCUACAACGUUUUGUUAAAAAUAUAUUUUUGUUAAGUUUUAGUUUUUCCUUUACCUCCCCAUCAACAACAACAACCAUCACCUACUCUUAACCGCUAACGCCGUACAACCAACAAGUCUAACAAAGACUUUUGCAAUAUUUUAAAACUUAAGUUUAGUUUUGAUUUAAAAUUUUUUAAAUGAUUUUUUUAAAAAAAGUGUUAAAAAUAAUUUGUGUUCGUUGUUUUUGAAAAAAAAAAUUAUUUGAAAAUUUAUAAAAUAAAAAGAAAAGUUUGAAACGAAAAGCCGGUGCAAAAAAAGUGCAAAUAUUAAAACAAACAAACAAUGGCUACCGUAACACAACAUAAUUUACAAAUGCUUAGCAAUGCCACCUAUGCCCAUUCUAUUGGUGGCAUGCCUCAUGGUUUGGGUUUGCUGACCACAGUGGCUUCUCUGCCACCCAAAUAUCGCAGUCGUUAUUUGAAUAUUAAAACUAAAUGUGAAAUUCCACUGGAUUUGUCUAGAAAAUCCAUGUCACCUCAAUUGGAAUGUGAAGUGCCCAUGGCUGCUAAUUUCACUGAGAUCUAUACCGAACGCUGCAGUGAUACCGCUUCCCAAGCAAGUGAUGAAAUCAUCGAUGAAUUGGUACAACAGUGUCAAAUGAUCAGUGAGAGUGAGAAUGCUGUUAGCAGUGAUAGUGCAACUAAUACCACUACCACCACUACUGCUACUAUAACCAUAACACAGCAACAACAUAACAAACCCAUUACACCUCCCUUGACACCCACUAAAAAGAGAAAAUUCUCGGAAACCAGUUCAGAAGCUGAAAGUGAAAGUAAAGAAAAUCAAGAAUCCAAAGUCUAUAAGGUUGACAAUAAUAAAACUAACCAACAGCCUUUGGUGGAAAAUACUCCAGCUAAACCCAUUAAAGUUUCGGAUACAGCACCCAAAACUGGCAAAAAUCAAACUACAUCAAACGCCAACAGCACAAAAAGCAAUCGCAGCAAUAAAGCCACAAGAAAACUUAAAUUUGAUGAAGAAACUUCAUCACCAGUAUCGGGUACCAUUAUACGCCCCCUGGAAGACAUUACCGAUGGCAGCAUGCAGUACAGCAAUGGUGAUAUUGAUCCCAAAUACAAUAUCGUUGAAAUAACCGAAGAAACUAAAGCCGAAUUGGCUGCCAUUAAAAAUGUUAUAGGUGAUUAUGUUUGUAAAUUGUGUCGCAUAAAAUUUGAUGAUGCUUUCGGUUUGGCUCAACAUCGUUGUGCCUGCAUUGUACUACUCGAAUAUCGUUGUCCCGAAUGUGGCAAACAAUUUAAUUGUCCCGCCAAUUUGGCUUCUCAUCGACGUUGGCAUAAGCCACGUAAAGAUGGUACAGUGGCAACUAUAGGUUCGGGUUCUACACAAACUAAUAAAAAAGAAAAUAAGGAACAAAAAUCGAGUAAAAAAUCGGAAGAUUCUGAAACUAUAUAUAAUUGUCAAGAUUGUGGCAAGAAAUUCAAACGUCAGGCUUAUCUCAAAAAACAUCAAUUGACACAUCAACAAAAAGCUGCAGCAGUAGAACAAGCAAAAUCCGAGGAUACUCAAAAUACUUCUACAACUUCUUCAGACAACUCUUCUCCCAUACAUCAGCAGCACCAGCAGCAACAACAACAAUCCACACAAGUAACCACCAUAGCACAAAUCACCAGUUCCCCCUUAACAACUAAAGGGCCUGAAGUUUUAUAUACACAACAGACGCAACAAGCCCCUCUUUAUGAUGAUCAAGAUGAAACUAUGUCAGAUUAUAGUUCAACCUCGUCAUCGCAAGGCUAUGGACGUUUGCAAAUCAUAGAAACCGGUUUAACCGAAGAGGAAAAUAUAGCAGCGGCCGCUUUAACCAACUUACGUAAUUGUGCCUCUGUUAUACAACACACCACUUUGGCCCAUUAGGGAGGAUCAUUUUGAAUGAGGUAACUAAGUGUAACUAAUAAUUUAGUAAUCAUUAAUUUAAUAAGGGGUUAUAAGCAAUACUAGCAGGUGAAUUUGUUUCCCAAAUGUACAAAUUGUAUAUAACAUAAUUUUAGGGUUGUUUAGUUUUGUCAUUUUCAAUUAGUUUUUGUUUAAAUAAUCAUUUUUUUAUAAAAUCCUUUAAAUUGGAUGAAAACUACAGCUAAAUUUUUCAAAACCAAAGAAUAUUUA